Molecule: messenger RNA, 1401 nt
Organism: Copidosoma floridanum
Lineage: Eukaryota; Metazoa; Arthropoda; Insecta; Hymenoptera; Encyrtidae
Product: major facilitator superfamily domain-containing protein 12
Biological process (GO): carbohydrate transport
Cellular component (GO): plasma membrane
Molecular function (GO): symporter activity
Source: RefSeq, a predicted model, not a curated record
AUGUCGUUGCUGCAGUUGGACGACGAGCGCAGCCCACUCAUCGAGGGAGGCGCGAUCACGAGGACAACCAGGACGGCCUACGCUCUCGGACACGUGUUCAACGAUCUCGUCGCCGCCAUGUGGUUCUCGUACACGCUGCUCUUUCUCCAGCGAGUGGCUCUCCUCGAGCCCCUCACUGCUGGGUUUCUCUUGUUGCUCGGCCAAGUGACCGACGCCCUGAUGACACCGGUGUUCGGCGUACUAGUGGACCGCUACUCGAAGCGCAAGACCUGGCACGUCAUAGGCUCCGUCAUGGUCGGACUGUCGUUUCCCGUGAUAUUCGGCAGCUUCGUGCCGACGGCGAGUCCCACCGGCUCGAGCAAAUUGCUCGUCUACGUGGCCAGCAUCGUCGUCUUCCAAACCGGCUGGGCCGCCGUGCAGAUAUCCCACCUGUCCAUGAUACCUGCCCUGGCUCACACGGCCCUACUCAGAGCCGAACUCACCGCUAUCAGGUACUCGGCCCAAGUGAGCGCCGCCGUGGUUGUCUUCGUCGUCACGUGGGCUGUGCUCCCAACCACCGAGGAAUCCGUCGCGCGCAUCGGACCUCAAGACAGUAUUAAAUUUCGCAACAUAACGGUCGUCCUGACGCUGUUCGGCGCGACCUCGACGAUCCUGUUCCACGCGUUCCUGAACGCCCGGCUGCUGGAGGUGAGCAGCCAGUCGUCGGGCAGCAACGAAGCCGUGCACUGCAUCGAAGCCGAUCUGAACGACUCGAUCGUGACCGGCUCGAAGAGGCCCUACCGCGAGUCAUCGCCCAGCCGCCGGCGCAAGUCCUCGUGGCUGGACAUCGGUCUGCUGGCCCGAGUCGCGCUGCUCUACGUCGCCAGUAGGCUCUUUGUCACCCUGGCCACGGUUUACUUGCCCCUAUACAUCGAAGAGACCAACAUCGGCGGCAGACAAGCCUUGGCCACCGUGCCCAUGGUGUCGUACGCCUCGGCAUUCCUUGCCGCUUUUCUGCUCAAGCACAUCAACCGGUCGUGCGGGUCCAAGUUUUGCUACCUACUAGGCAGCCUGAUAGGCCUACUGGCAGCGGUGGUCGUUGAGUUCUCCGAGAGCAACGGCCCAACGAUGUACACAGCGGCGGUGCUGAUCGGGGCCGGAAGUUCGAUCACGAUGGUCACGGCCUUGAGCAUCACGGCCGAUCUGAUCGGAUCGAGGACCGAGAGCAGCGCUCUCGUUUACUCGAUCGUCACGUUCUUAGACAAGGUCGUCACGGGACUCGUUGUGCUUGUCAUCGAGAGAUCGAGGUGCCUGGACAAGGAGACCUGCCCGAAUUAUAAUCGCGAUUCACUGGCACUCGUCUGUGCGUCCUCGAUGCUUCUUGGACUCUUUACUCUGACGCUUGUGUCAAAGUGCAUCUAA